GCAAUGGUCACUGGGUUUUACCUAGUAUUCAUGUACUUAUUAUCUGCUGUGGCUGUCCCUCUAAAUUUACUCAGCUUAUACUGUAUUCUCACUAAAUCGCCAGCACAAAUGGCUGCCUAUAAAUGGUAUUUGCUGAUCUACCAGACGAUAUCUACCGUAUUCGAUACCGUGUACCUAGUACUCACACUGCCAAUUAUAUUCUUCCCUAUACCGAUGGGUUACCCCGCCUCCUGGACUAUACCAUGGAUACCUAUUACUACACACUUAGCUGUCCUGUUGGUUGUUUAUAUAGCUACGCUUUUUGGGGCCACCAUUGUCAGCCUAUUCAUGUAUCGAUGUCACGUCAUUACUCCGGCUCGUCACUUUUCAAAAAUCAGCCACCAAGGUAUGUCAUGGAUACCCGUGUCGUUGCGUGUAAACCUAAUUGGAACAUCCUCUUCCGCUAAUUAUUUGCAGGUUAGUAGGAAGUUCCCUCUCAGGAAUGCUGGCCUGUACGAUUCUCCCGGCUUGAUAUUGAGAAAUGAAGAACCAGAUACGCAGCUCUCUCGUGUUGCACCAAUGCUUGAAAUGGAGAGAUUGACGUUCGAUGUCUACAGAACCUUCAAAUUUUCGAGAGCACCCACCAUACGGCAUAGUUAUUUACUGUACCUCUAUAAAACGAACAUACAGCGAUCAUAUAUAACCGUCUCCUGUUCUAAUUAUAGCUCAAAAACUCUUCGGCUACUCAUCGACGGCGGCACGCAGAGAUUUCUGGGAAUCUCAAGCCUGGGGUUUUUUUCAGUGAUUUCUCAGGAGCAACAGCAGUGGUGCGUUUUGAAACGCAGGCUUUCCUCUCCGGUAUGGACUACAUCCAGCGACCCAUAA
Molecule: messenger RNA, 864 nt
Organism: Haemonchus placei
Lineage: Eukaryota; Metazoa; Nematoda; Chromadorea; Rhabditida; Trichostrongylidae
Source: the annotation of a GenBank genome assembly